AUGUCAUAUCUUGUGUGUGUGCUCUUAUUUGGUUUAAUGGUGGGAUCAGUUGGUGUUGCUUCAAAUCCGUCACCGUAUUUUGCGGCCAUAGGGCUGGUUAUGGUAUCGGGGGUAGGUUGUGGGGUGUUGAUUUGUUUUGGGGGUUCUUUUUUACCGCUGGUCUUUUUUUUAAUUUAUUUAGGGGGGAUGAUAGUGGUGUUUGCUUUUUCUGCGGCUCUCUCUGCGGAGCCAUAUCCUUAUGGGUGGGGCAAUCGGUCGGUUAAAAUAUAUGUAGCGGCAUAUGUGCUUGGGGUCGGAUGUGCGUGGAAGGUGUUAUUAGGGAAGUGAAGUGGGUUUUGAGGGGGGAUUUUAGAUGAAUCGGGGGAGUUGCUUGUGUUGCGGGGGGAUAUAAUAGGGGUUGCUGCGAUACAUGAUGUGGGAGGUUGAAUGUUAGUGUUGGGGGGUUUGGGCCUGUUGCUCACUUUAUUUGUUGUGUUGGAGCUGGUUCGAGGUGUAAGUCGGGGAGGGCUACGGACGGUCUAA
Messenger RNA from Monopterus albus (swamp eel), 522 nucleotides. The record is from the annotation of a RefSeq genome assembly. Lineage: Eukaryota; Metazoa; Chordata; Actinopteri; Synbranchiformes; Synbranchidae.